Messenger RNA from Adineta ricciae, 2742 nucleotides. The record is from the annotation of a GenBank genome assembly. NCBI's taxonomy places the organism in Eukaryota, Metazoa, Rotifera, Eurotatoria, Adinetida, Adinetidae.
AUGGCUAGAGCAGUCGGUAUCGAUCUGGGAACAAUAUCGUCAUGUGUCGCAGUAUUUAGCCAUGAGAACGUAGAGAUCAUUGCUAAUGAACAAGGACGUCGAACAACACCAUCUUAUGUCGCAUUUACUGAAAGUGGACGUUUAUUCGGAGAUGCCGCUAAAAAACAGAUGGGAAUGAACUGUGGUAAUACAAUUUUUGCUGUUAAACGACUCAUUGGUCGUCAGUUUGAUGAUUCCACUGUUCAAACUGAUAUAAAACAUUGGCCAUUCAAAGUUAUCAACGUUAGUGGUAAACCAGAAAUCCAAGUUGAAUAUAAAAACGAAAUAAAGUCAUUUGUUCCAGAAGAAAUAUUAGCGAUGGUAUUAACGAAAAUGAUCGAAAUAACAGAGAUUCAUUGUGGUAAAAAGAUAUCUGAGGCUGUCAUUACUGUUCCAGCUGGUUUUAACAGUUGGCAGCGUCAAUCCAUCAGAGAUGCCGCUUGUAUUGCUGGUCUUUGUGUACUACAUAUCAUCGAUGAAUCAACAGCCGCCGCUCUCGCCUAUGGAAUCAACUUCCACACUACAGGUGAACGAAAUGUAUUGGUUUUUAAUUUGGGCGGUGGUACUUUUAAUGUAUCGGUUUUAAAGAUUGAUGAGAGAACUUUUGAGGUUAAAUCAGUGGCCGGUGAUGCACACUUAGGAGGUGAAGAUUUUCUUAAUCGAUUAGUAUCAUAUUUUGUUCAAGAAUUCAAACACAAAUACGACAAAAAUCUAUCUGAUGAUAAGCGAGCUCUUGUGCGUCUACGCUCUGCUUGUGAACGCGCUAAAAUCACAUUAUCAUCGUCAUUGAACGCAUCGGGUGAGAUUGAUUCAUUGCAUGAUGGGAUUGAUUUUUAUUCAGCAAUAACACGUACUCGUUUCGAAAACCUAUGUGCUGAUCUCUUUCGUUCAACACUUGAACCAGUUGAAAAGGCAUUACGUGACGCUAAAAUGGAUAAAGCAAGUAUUCAUGACAUUGUUCUAGUCGGUGGAUCAAUACGCAUUCCAAAAGUGCAAAACCUUCUUCAGGAUUUCUUCAAUGGAAAAGAAUUAGUUCAAUCAAUAAACCCCGACGAGGCCGCAGCCUAUGGUGCUGCCAUUCUGGCGGCUAUUUUAACAGGUUAUCGAUCAGCGAAGAUCAAAGACGUGAUUUUACUUGAUGUAAUACCUAAUGCCGGCGCCAACGGGGGGCGAGGGNUGAAAAUUUUUUGGUACAAACUGAUAAAUUCUUGUAAAAAAUACCAAUUUGUGGGGGCUGAGCCCCCACAAAAAAAUUUUGGGGGGGCUCAGCCCCCCCAAAGUGAAAAUCCUGGCGCCGCCUCUAUUUCUUCUCUUCAACAUUUUUCAAAGGGCUUUGAAACAGCAGGUGGUGUAAUGACAACAAUAGUCAAGCGUAACACAACUAUUCCUACAAAGCAAACUCAAACAUUUACAACUUAUGCUGAUAAUCAAUCUGUUUUCAAUGCUUGUGUUUACGAAGGAGAACGAACCAUGACAAGAGACAACCGCUUACUGGGACAGUUUAGUCUGACUGGUAUUCCACCAGCACCCCGCGGUGUGCCACAAAUUGAGGUGACGUUUGAUAUUGAUGCCAAUGGUGUCUUGAAUGUCUCUGCUACUGAUAAAUCCACUGGACGUGAACAUAGAAUGACGAUUACAAAUGAUAAGCAUCGACUAUCAAGCAGUGAUAUAGAAAGAAUGAUUACUGACGCUGAAAAUUAUAGAAGAGAAGAUAAACUACAACGAGAUCGCACUGAAGCGAAGAAUUCACUUGAGUUAUUUUGUUACAAUAUCAAUGCAACGCUGCUUGGUGAAAAUCUGAUAGGUCGAAUUGACUUUGUUGAAGAUACUUUAACAUGGAUUGAAAUGAAUGAGUUUGCUACAAAAGAAGAGUUCGAAGACAAAAUGAAACAAAUGGAAAAAUUGCAUGCGGCAAUACUAUCAAAAGAUCAGCAAGACAAAUCUUUGACCAGUAUACCACGAGUUAUUAUUAAUGAAAGAAAUCGAACGGUACGUAUCGUGUGUCUGAGUGAUACGUACUCUCAAUACGGAUUUACACUUCCUGCUGGCGACAUCCUAUUGCAUACAGGCAACUUUUCGAUGUCAGGCGAACACAAUGAAAUCGAACAAUUCGUUGCGGUUUUCAAGUCUCUAUCACAAUUUCGAUUGAAAAUAUUCAUUGCGGGCAAUCACGAUAUCACUCUAGACGAAAUGUUCUAUGAGAACAAUUGGAAACGCUGGCAUAACAAUCACAAACAAAAUGCUACACAGGUCAAGCAACUUCUAUGUGAUCCCUCAUUAGCCAUCAAUUAUGGAAUUGUUUAUUUGGAAGAACAUCAGUUCAUUGAUAAUGUUACUGGUCUGAAAUUUUAUGGCAGUCCGUAUCAAACGGCAGAUGGCCAUUCAGCUUUUAAUUUACCGAUCAACAGUAUCGAAAUUCGAGAUGCCUGGUCUCGAAUUCCGGAUGACGUGAGCGUUCUUCUCACUAACUGCCCGCCGACUAACAUUCUUGAUAAAAACAACCUAGACAUACAUGUUGGCUGUGCUCAACUGCUUGCUCGUGUUAAUUCAAUCAAACCACGUUUACAUGUAUUUGGCCAUGUUCGUGAAGCAUGCGGACGUGUAAAUCGUGACUUGACGACAUUUGUUAAUGCAUCGAUUUGUAAUCUGAAUUAUGAAGCUGUACACGAACCUAUUGUCAUCGAUUUGGAGUUAAAGAACUGA